CGGAGGAUCAACAGUCAGAAGAGAAGCGUCCGUCGUCGUCGCUUGUUCUGUGUAGUUUCAUCAGAUCCAGUUGGUCCAAGAGAGAAGAUGGGAGUGUUUAUUUUGUUGCUCGUCUUGUGUCCUCUUGCGUCUGCAGUGCCCCACUCCCUGAAGUACUUCUACACUGUCUCCUCCCACGUGCCCAACUUCCCAGAGUUUGUGACUGUUGGGAUGGUUGAUGGUCUUCAGAUGGUUCAUUAUGACAGCAACACUCGGAGAGCAGUACCCAAACAAGACUGGAUGGACCAGGUCACAGCAGGUGACCCACAGUACUGGGAGAGGCAGACUGGAGGUUUCAUGAAUGAACAGCAGAUCUUCAAAACCAACAUUGAGACUGUGAAGCAGCGCUUCAACCAAACUGGAGGUGUCCACAUCUGUCAGGUCAUGUAUGGCUGUGAGUGGGACGAUAAGACUGGAGAAGUUAAUGGAGAUGCUCAGUUUGGUUAUGAUGGAGAAGACUUCAUCGCUCUGGACCUGAAGACAGAGACAUGGGUCGCUCCGGUACCACAGGCUGUCAUCACCAAGCGGAGAUGGGAUCAAGACAGAGCUCUGUUAGCUGGCUUGAAGAACUACUUCACCCAUGAGUGUGUUGACUGGCUGAAGAAGUAUCUGCAGUAUGGGAGCAACCGUCUACAGAGGACAGUCCCUCCCUCAGUGUCUCUGCUCCAGAGGUCUCCCUCCUCUCCAGUCACCUGCCAUGCUACAGGUUUCUACCCCGACAGAAUCGUGAUGUUCUGGAAGAGAGAGGAAGAGGAGCUCCAGGAGGAGGAGGUGGACCAUGGUGAGCUCCUCCCCAACCAUGAUGGAACCUUCCAGAGGAGCGUUCACCUCCUCGUUGACCUUUCAUCAAUGAAGGCUGAGGACUGGCAGAAGUACCACUGUGUGGUUCAGCUUUCUGGGAUGAAGGAUGACAUCAUCACCAAACUGGACCAAUCACAGAUCAAGACCAACAGGAAAGAUCCUGUCAAUACCAUCCCCAUCAUCAUUGGAGUACUUGCUGCUGUCAUCUUCAUCAUCAUCGCAGUCCUUGGUGCCAUACUGUACCAGAAGAAGAAAGCCAAGUGCCCUCCACCUUCUCCUGACAGCAGCUCUGAGCUCUCUCAGAAACUGAACCCCGGUGCUUCACACUGAACUAAGUCUGAGGACAUGUUGGGGAAUCAAGCAGGAAGGAGCCCUCUCAAAAUCAGCUUUUAGUUUAUAAUUUGGGAAUGUGUCAGUUAAAAAUCAGUCGUGAGUCAUAAUGAGGGUAACCGGUGUGGGCAGUUACACACGACAUGUUAAAGGACAAAAGUCAACAAUCCAUCACAGCUGUAGAACAAACUAAUAAGCUCACACACACAUGAAGAACAGUGGUGACCCGUUGGAUCAGACCUUCUCUGGUAUGAAGAGAAAAUCCCUCAUAAAGCAUUUAUAUGAAUGUGGACUCAUUAACAUGGUGUUGGAGUGAAACUCCAGUGGUAGUUGAAACCAGUGAGCUGCAGUAAAU
Messenger RNA from Lampris incognitus (smalleye Pacific opah), 1525 nucleotides. Its product is annotated as class I histocompatibility antigen, F10 alpha chain-like. The record is from RefSeq and is a predicted model, not a curated record. Gene Ontology annotation, biological process: immune response. The transcript is spliced from 8 exons. Lineage: Eukaryota; Metazoa; Chordata; Actinopteri; Lampriformes; Lampridae. Gene Ontology annotation, cellular component: external side of plasma membrane. Bases 88 to 1170 code for a protein of 360 amino acids.